This is a messenger RNA of Ornithorhynchus anatinus (platypus), 1002 nucleotides long. RefSeq names its product receptor activity modifying protein 1 (gene RAMP1). The record is from RefSeq and is a predicted model, not a curated record. The transcript has 3 exons. Gene Ontology annotation, cellular component: membrane; cell surface; signaling receptor complex. Gene Ontology annotation, molecular function: coreceptor activity. Lineage: Eukaryota; Metazoa; Chordata; Mammalia; Monotremata; Ornithorhynchidae. The coding region runs from base 68 to 514 and encodes 148 amino acids. Gene Ontology annotation, biological process: receptor internalization; regulation of G protein-coupled receptor signaling pathway; G protein-coupled receptor signaling pathway.
CGCCGGAGCCCGCCCCGCCCCGAGCAGGAUUGGAACUCGGCUCCCCGAUGGUCUUCUCUCCGCGGCCAUGGGUCCGGAGCGGGCUGCCGGACGCCGGACCCUCUUCUGGAUGCUCCUCGCCCACCAUUUUUUUGCGGCUUCUGCCUGCCACGAACCCCACUAUGGCCAGCUGAUUGAUGACCUGUGCCUCUCCAAGUUCAAGCUCGACAUGGAUGCCAUCGGGCCGGCACUGUGGUGCGACUGGGGGAAAACACUGGGGAGCUACGGAGAACUCACCAACUGCACCCUCCUGAUUGCCCACAAACUGGACUGCUACUGGCCCAGCCAGCUGGUGGACACGUUCUUCAUCGCCAUCCACAGAUUCUACUUCAAACACUGCGCCCUCACAGGGAGGAAGAUCCAAGACCCCCCGUACCACAUCUUGUGCCCCUUCAUCGCAGUCCCCAUCCUGGUGACCCUGCUCAUGACGGCCCUGGUGGCCUGGAGGAGCAAGCGGAAUGAGGGAAUUGUCUAGGCCCGUGGCCGGCACGGGUAAGAUGAGGUCUCCGGGAUCCCGCCUCCUGAAGCUGGUCCUGCGUGUGUGAGCCCGUGUGCGGCCCCUUGGAGGGUUGGGGGGGCGGGGGGAAAGCUAGAGAGAGGAAGAUGAGGGGCUGGAGGGAGGGUCCAGUGGGCCCUCUGUUUAACAUCUCCUGAACUCGGGUCAGACCGACAGUGUCGCUAGUGUUCGUGAUGCCCAAAGCCCCUCUCGCAGUUGUAGAAAAAAGCACUUGCUUUGUUGGAUUGAUAAGAAAAAUCAGAGGCAGGCAGGCCUUGGUGUAGAAAUAUUGGAAAUAUAGUUUAUUCCUCGGGAUAUUUGACCCCCAAGGGUUCUCGGAGGGUGUUCUUAUUCUCUCCAGGCUGCUGAGGCUGGUCGUUGCUUCUCAUGGGUAGAAUGUUCUUAGGCAGGAUCCUUUAAAUCGGCUGUGGUUUUGGAGAUUAAAGCUCUGUUCUCGGAUUUGGAAA